Messenger RNA from Xenopus tropicalis (tropical clawed frog), 1479 nucleotides. Its product is annotated as extracellular calcium-sensing receptor-like. Gene Ontology annotation, biological process: G protein-coupled receptor signaling pathway. The transcript is spliced from 5 exons. Gene Ontology annotation, cellular component: plasma membrane; membrane. Gene Ontology annotation, molecular function: G protein-coupled receptor activity. Bases 1 to 1479 code for a protein of 492 amino acids. The record is from RefSeq and is a predicted model, not a curated record. Lineage: Eukaryota; Metazoa; Chordata; Amphibia; Anura; Pipidae.
AUGGCGAUUAUGACCAGGUUUGCUAUUGAGUAUUACCAGGGCAUGCAGGCUUUAAUAUUUGCUGUGGAGGAGAUUAACUCAAACCCUGAGCUCCUUCCCAACAUCACUUUGGGCUACGAUGUCCUUGAUACCUGCUAUACUUUACGGCGAGCAGCACAAGGGACUCUUUCAAUGCUGUCCGGAGGAACACAGAGCACCCCAAAUUAUAACUGUCACCAAGGGACUCGUCUUGCUGGUGUUGUUGGUGACUCAGGAUCCACACGAACCAUCCUUAUGGCCCAAAUCCUGGGGCUGUACCAGUAUCCACAGCUUCUACAAUACAUUAAAAAAGUGAACUUCAAGACCCCGGCUGGGAAUCGAGUAUUUUUCGAUGAAAGAGGGAACCCUCCAGCCAUCUAUGAUAUUGUGAAUUGGCAUCUGACUUCCCAGGGCUCCCUGGGGCAAAUCACAGUUCCUGUUUCCAAGUGCAGCCCAAGCUGUUCCUCAGGAUUUAGGAAGGUGAUUGUACCAAGGAAACCCCCAUGCUGCUAUGAUUGUGCCCAGUGUCCCCAGGGGCAAAUAUCCAAUCAAACAGAUGCUGUGGAAUGCCAUCCAUGUUCCUGGGACACGUGGCCCAAUCUACAGCAGGACAGAUGCCUACCAAGGCCUACAGAGUUCCUUUCCUAUGGAGAUCCUUUGGGUUACAGCUUAGCAGCCAUUUCCAUCUUCUCUUCCCUGAUCCCACUUGGUGUUCUAGGAGUUUUUAUUCACCAAAAAAAGACGCCAAUAGUCCGAGCCAACAACUACUCCCUUAGCUGCCUUCUCCUGCUUUCCCUGUUCCUCUGUUUCCUUUGCUCUUUAGGGUUCAUUGGUUACCCACAGCCUGAAAAGUGCCUUCUGCGCCAGGUGGCAUUUGGGAUGGUUUUUGCCCUCUGCAUCUCCUGUGUUCUGGCCAAAACCAUCACUGUUGUCAUUGCCUUUAAUGCAACCAAACCCGGCAGCAGGUUAAGAAAGUGGACAGGGGUGAAGGUCUCCUACUGUGUCAUUGGGUUUUGUAUCUUUGUUCAGAUAAUUGACUGUGCACUUUGGCUGAUCUUCUCUCCUCCCUUCCAUGAACUUGACACUGACACACAACCUGGUGUGAUCAUAGCUAAUUGCAAUGAAGGAUCACCCACAGCUUUCUGGUGCAUGCUGGGAUACCUUGGCCUCUUGGCCUCCAUCAGUUUCAUUGUUGCCUUCCUGGCCAGACGCCUCCCUGACAGUUUCAAUGAAGCCAAAUUGAUCACAUUCAGUAUGUUGGCUUUCCUCAGUGUGUGGGUGUCCUUUAUCCCAGCCUAUCUCAGUGCCCGGGGCAUGUAUACUGUGGCAAUGGAGGUCUUUGCCAUCCUGUCUUCCAGUUGGGCUGUGGUGGGCUGUAUCUUUGUGCCAAAAUGUUACAUUGUAUUGUUUAGACCCAACCUAAACUCUAGAGAGAAUCUUAUAGGAAAAAGGACAACCUAA